AUGUUCUCAUCAUCAUCAUCAUCAAGUAAACCUAAAUUUGCUUUUAAUCUUACUAUAAAUGAUUUAACUAAUGUUCCUGAAAUUAAUGGAUCUUGUUAUAUUGAAUUACAAAUAAGAGAUGGUACUAGAAGAUCAUUCCAUACAUCAAAUAUUAACAAUUCCAAUAGUGGUAAUGGUAGUAGUGGUAAAAACUCUCAAAAUUCAAAUUCCACCACCACUAAUGCUACCAUUAGUAAUGGCAUUAAAUCUACUCCUAUGACUACAAGUCGAACUUUUUUAAAUAAAUUUGAUGAAUUCACUUCAUCUUUAGGAUCUAAUACAUCUAAAAUGAUUUCUUCAACUUCUAAAUCUUCAUCAUCAUUAUUAUUAUCAUCAUCAUCAUCAACAACAACAGUUUCUGGGAAUAUAUCAGCUACUACAUCUAAGAAAAAAUUACAUAAUUUUAAAUGUAAUUUUAAUUAUAAAUUAAGUUGUAAUUUGAAAUUUAAUAUUAAAAAAAAGGGUAAUAUAAUUGCUAAUAAAUAUUUAUUAUUAAAAAUAUUUUAUAUCAAUAAUGAAUCUGAUCAAUCUACUCACCACCACCAUCAUCCUCAUCCUCAUCCUCAUCAUUAUCAUACACAAAUUACAGAAUUGGGUAAAGUUGAUAUUAAUUUAUCAGAAUAUUUAAAUUUUGAUGAACCAAUUACUACUAAAUAUUUACUUAAUGAUUCUAAAGUGAAUUCAAUACUUGGUGUUACUAUUGGACUUAAUGAAUUACCUCCAACAUUUGAUUUCCAUACUCAAUUACAAAUUCAAGAUAGUAAUAGUAGUAUUAGUGGUGGUAGUUCUACUAAUAUAUCCAAUACAAAUUCAAUGUUAUCACGACAAAUAGCAACAACAACAACAACAACAACUACUACUACUAAUUCUAAAAGAAAUAAUUUUAAUGUACCACAAUUUGAACGGAAACAUGUAUUUGCUGGAAUAGGUAAUGUUUUAGGUGAUAAUAAUAAUAAUAAUAAGAAUAAUAAUAAUAGUAGUAGUAUUAGUACUAGUAAUGGUGGUUUAGGUCAAUUUCAAAAUACAGGUGGUAGUAGUGGUGGUAUUGAUUAUUCACGUCCAUCAACACCAACUGAACAACAACAACAACAAAAACAGCUCCUGAUUAUUGGAGAAUUAGGGAAUAACAAUAACAAUAAUAACAAUAAUAAUAAUGGAUCAAGAUCAAGAAUUAAAUCUGAUCAAAAUGGAUGGAAAAAUCAAAAUGGUAAUAAUAAUGGUAAUGAUAUAACUCAAACAAUUGCCCCAUCACAACAAUUACAACAAGCAAUGAUGGAUCCAAUAAUAAGUCAAUUAUAUUGUAAAAUAUUAGAAAGUAGUUGGGAUCCAGAAUUAUAUUCAAUUUUAAAUUAUAGUCCUGAACAAUGUAUUGAUGAUAUUUUUAAUAAUCCUUAUAAUAAAUUUGGUUGUAAUCUUAAAUUAAAACAACUUUAUGAAUCAAAAUUAAAUGAUGAAUUACAAGAAUUAGAUUAUUAUAAUAACAAUAAUAAUAAUGGUGAUAAUAAUAAUAAUAAUGAUUCUUAUCGGGAAUUAAAUGGAUUAAUUAGUGAAAUUAAAUAUCGAACUGAUUUGAAAAGUUGGAAUAUUAAUUUAAAUGAUUUACCGAGAGAUACUACCACUACCAAUACUACCAAUACUACUACUACCAAUACCAAUACUACCAAAAAUGCUACUACUACUCCCAGCACUAGCACUAGCACUACUAGUUGA
This is a messenger RNA of Candida dubliniensis CD36, 1749 nucleotides long. RefSeq lists its product as uncharacterized. The transcript has a single exon. The record is from RefSeq and is a predicted model, not a curated record. Lineage: Eukaryota; Fungi; Ascomycota; Pichiomycetes; Serinales; Debaryomycetaceae. Bases 1 to 1749 code for a protein of 582 amino acids.